This is a messenger RNA of Colletotrichum navitas, 877 nucleotides long. RefSeq lists its product as uncharacterized. Bases 156 to 386 code for a protein of 76 amino acids. The transcript has 2 exons. NCBI's taxonomy places the organism in Eukaryota, Fungi, Ascomycota, Sordariomycetes, Glomerellales, Glomerellaceae. The record is from RefSeq and is a predicted model, not a curated record.
AGCUCUACCUUGCUCGGUCGCAAUGCGCCGCUCAACUAAUCCAACUUCGAUCGCCUUCUACACCAUUAACCGCUUAUUGUAGUCUGCAAACUGGCAAGGCUGUCCUGUCUGUAUCAUCAAACUGCAAUUUGCCCCACUUCAUCAACCCCUCCAAGAUGAGCUUGCGAAACUUCCUGCCAAUUGUUGUAGCUGUUGUGGCUGGUGUCGGCAUCUCCACUCACACCUUGAAGCCUGCUCUUGAAGAGCAAAAGAGACUUCGCGAAUCGAAAGAGCAGCUACCGAGAACCCUUCCUUCCGGUGAACCGAACAGCCCGGACUUACAAAUCCCGAACAUAAUGACACCCAGAUCUGGCGCUGAUGCAGAUAGCUCUUCGCGGAAAACCUGAGGUGCAAAAGAGUGCACAGAAGACAUAAGAAAAGCCAGGGCUAAGCAUCUUCAAUUGGGGCAAGGCAAUAGGACUGCGAUAACUGCCCAAAAGCAAAUACAAAUGCAACACGAGAUGGAGCUUCCUGAACUGAUCAUAGCAAGGCGUUAUUCCCCGGGCGACUUGGGGUUAUGUUGAAAAUGCGGCAGUCAAACUGGAAGUCACGCCAGAUUGAAGGCAUACAUCAGAUUAAUUGCCAGAUAGAAGUCAAGUCAGAAUUCAUAUAAAGAUCGAUGUAAAUAUGUAACAUAAGGCGAGUCCCGCGAGUUGGGCGAUUAAGAAUGCUGAAAGAGUCAGGCAAGGUUUGCAUAUGCACUUAGCUGGUGACGUCCCAUUAGCCGAAAUGCACCGUGAUGUCAAGGUUGCCGUGGGUUUUCCGGAAGCACAAGUGCUGUGUUUUCCAGGCUUCAAAGCAACACUACCUAUGAUUCUGAAUCACUACAAAGCUGGUG